Messenger RNA from Alexandromys fortis (reed vole), 7973 nucleotides. It is a transcript of the gene Adcy1, whose product is annotated as adenylate cyclase 1. Gene Ontology annotation, molecular function: adenylate cyclase activity. Gene Ontology annotation, cellular component: plasma membrane. The record is from RefSeq and is a predicted model, not a curated record. Bases 1 to 3357 code for a protein of 1118 amino acids. Gene Ontology annotation, biological process: intracellular signal transduction; adenylate cyclase-activating G protein-coupled receptor signaling pathway; cAMP biosynthetic process. Lineage: Eukaryota; Metazoa; Chordata; Mammalia; Rodentia; Cricetidae. The transcript is spliced from 20 exons.
AUGGCGGGGGCGCCGCGCGGCCAAGGCGGCGGCGGAGGCGCGGGCGAGCCCGGGGGCGCAGAGCGGGCGGCUGGGCCGGGCGGCCGGCGCGGGCUCCGGGCGUGUGGCGAGGAGUUCGCGUGCCCCGAGCUGGAGGCGCUGUUUCGCGGCUACACGCUGCGGCUGGAGCAGGCGGCCACGCUGAAGGCGCUGGCGGUGCUUAGCCUGCUGGCGGGCUCCCUGGCGCUGGCUGAACUGCUGGGCGCGCCGGGUCCCGCGCCUGGCCUCGCCAAGGGGUCUCACCCCGUGCACUGCAUCCUCUUUCUGGCGCUGUUCGUGGUCACCAAUGUCCGAUCCCUGCAGGUGUCCCAGCUGCAGCAGGUCGGUCAGCUGGCGCUGUUCUUCAGCCUCACCUUCGCGCUACUCUGCUGCCCCUUCGCGCUGGGUGGCCCGGCGAGGGGUUCUGCGGGAGGCGCAGUGGGAGCCGCGGUUGCUGAGCAGGGGGUUUGGCAACUCCUUUUGAUCACCUUCGUGUCCUAUGCCUUGCUGCCCGUGCGCAGCCUGCUGGUCAUCGGCUUCGGGCUUGUGGUGGCUGCCUCUCACUUACUGGUCACAGCCGCCUUGGUCCCUGCCAAGCGCCCACGUCUCUGGAGGACGCUUGGUGCCAAUGCCCUGCUCUUCGUGGGCGUGAACAUGUAUGGCGUCUUCGUGCGCAUCUUGACGGAGCGCUCACAGAGGAAGGCCUUUCUGCAGGCUCGAAGCUGCAUCGAGGACCGACUGCGGCUGGAGGAUGAGAACGAGAAGCAGGAGCGGCUGCUCAUGAGCCUCUUGCCCCGGAAUGUCGCCAUGGAGAUGAAGGAAGACUUCCUGAAGCCCCCUGAGAGGAUUUUCCACAAGAUUUACAUCCAGAGGCAUGACAACGUGAGCAUCCUGUUUGCAGACAUUGUGGGGUUCACAGGUCUGGCAUCCCAGUGCACGGCCCAGGAGCUGGUGAAACUGCUCAACGAACUCUUCGGCAAGUUCGACGAGUUAGCCACGGAAAACCACUGUCGCCGCAUCAAGAUCCUAGGGGACUGCUACUACUGUGUGUCAGGCCUCACCCAGCCCAAGACUGACCAUGCCCAUUGCUGUGUGGAGAUGGGACUUGACAUGAUCGAUACCAUCACAUCUGUGGCUGAGGCUACUGAAGUAGACCUGAACAUGCGUGUGGGGCUGCACACCGGCAGGGUGCUCUGUGGUGUCCUGGGCCUACGCAAGUGGCAGUACGAUGUGUGGUCCAAUGACGUGACCCUGGCCAAUGUCAUGGAGGCUGCUGGCUUACCUGGGAAGGUUCACAUCACAAAGACGACCCUCGCAUGCCUGAAUGGGGACUACGAGGUAGAGCCAGGACAUGGCCACGAGAGGAACACCUUCCUGAGAACCCACAACAUCGAGACCUUCUUUAUUGUGCCGUCCCAUCGGAGAAAGAUAUUUCCAGGCUUGAUUCUCUCCGAUAUAAAACCAGCCAAGAGGAUGAAGUUCAAGACUGUCUGCUACCUGCUGGUGCAGCUCAUGCAUUGCCGGAAAAUGUUCAAAGCGGAGAUCCCCUUCUCCAACGUCAUGACCUGCGAGGAUGAUGACAAGCGGAGGGCGUUGAGGACAGCCUCGGAGAAGCUCAGAAACCGUUCAUCUUUCUCUACCAACGUGGUCUACACCACUCCAGGCACACGUGUCAACAGGUACAUUAGCCGUCUUCUUGAAGCCCGCCAGACAGAGCUGGAGAUGGCAGAUCUGAACUUCUUCACCCUGAAGUACAAACACGCUGAACGAGAGCAAAAAUACCACCAGCUUCAGGAUGAGUACUUCACCAGCGCCGUUGUCCUCGCCCUCAUCCUGGCCGCCUUAUUUGGGCUUGUCUACCUUCUGAUAAUUCCACAGAGUGUGGUUGUCCUGCUGCUGCUGGUGUUUUCUAUCUGCUUUUUGGUGGCCUGUAUCCUGUACCUGCACAUCACGCGGGUCCAGUGUUUUCCAGGGUGCCUGACGAUCCAGAUCCGCACCGUUUUGUGUGUAUUCAUAGUGGUCUUAAUCUACUCAGUAGCCCUAGGAUGCGUGGUGGGCUGCCUGCCCUGGGCCUGGAGCUCCCAGUCCAACAGCUCCCUAGUGGUCCUUGCCGCUGGCGGCCGGCGUACUGUGCUGCCUGCCCCGCCCUGUGAGUCUGCGCACCACGCCCUGCUCUGCUGCCUGGUGGGCACCCUCCCACUAGCCAUAUUCCUGCGGGUGUCCUCCUUGCCAAAGAUGAUCCUGCUGUCUGGGCUGACAACAUCCUACAUCCUUGUUCUGGAGCUUAGUGGAUACACCAAGGUUGGGGGUGGUGCUCUCUCCGGGCGUAGCUAUGAGCCCAUCAUGGCUAUCUUGCUAUUCUCAUGCACACUGGCCCUGCACGCCAGGCAGGUGGAUGUCAGGCUGCGGCUGGACUACCUCUGGGCAGCACAGGCGGAAGAGGAGCGCGAUGACAUGGAGAGAGUGAAGCUGGACAACAAGAGGAUCCUCUUCAACCUCCUGCCGGCCCACGUGGCGCAGCACUUCCUCAUGUCCAAUCCCCGGAAUAUGGACCUCUAUUACCAGUCCUACUCCCAGGUGGGCGUCAUGUUCGCCUCCAUCCCCAACUUCAAUGACUUCUACAUCGAGCUGGACGGCAACAACAUGGGGGUCGAGUGCCUGCGGCUCCUCAACGAGAUCAUUGCCGACUUUGAUGAGCUCAUGGACAAGGACUUUUACAAGGACCUGGAGAAGAUCAAGACCAUUGGGAGCACCUAUAUGGCCGCCGUGGGGCUGGCGCCCACAGCUGGAACCAGAGCUAAGAAGUCCAUCUCUUCCCACCUGAGCACACUGGCAGACUUUGCCAUCGAUAUGUUUGACGUCCUGGAUGAAAUCAACUACCAGUCCUACAACGACUUCGUUCUCCGAGUUGGCAUCAACGUUGGCCCUGUGGUGGCUGGAGUGAUCGGCGCUCGCAGGCCCCAGUACGACAUCUGGGGAAACACAGUCAAUGUGGCCAGUCGGAUGGACAGCACUGGGGUCCAGGGUAGAAUCCAGGUGACCGAGGAGGUCCACCGGUUGCUGAAGAGGUGCUCAUACCAGUUUGUGUGCAGAGGCAAGGUCAGCGUCAAGGGCAAAGGAGAGAUGCUCACGUACUUCCUAGAAGGCAGGACUGAAGGAAACAGUUCCCAUGGCAGGACCUUUCGCCUGGAGCGGAGAUUGUGUCCUUAUGGGAGAGGUGGAGGCCAGCCCAGACGGCCCCCACUGUGUCCUGCAGCUGGACCCCCGAUCAGACCGGGGCUUCCUCCAGCCCCCACUAGUCAGCACCUGCCAUCCACAGCAGCAGGGAAGGAAGCCUAGUGGAGCCCAUGGGCCACUGGAGAUGCAUGCAACACAAGAGUGCUCCAGGGUGACACAAGCCACCGUGGCUCCAACCAAGACCAGCCAGAGGAGCAGUUGCCAAGCGACUUGGCUGGAGAAGAAGCAUCGUCUAGGUGUGGCCUGAGGCCAAUGGGAGAUGUGCCCAAGUCACCCACUUGGGGCAUACGGAGCCCUGUCUCUUCCUAGUGACCUGGUGAUGCCCGACUGUUGGGACCCUGGGAAUAUCUUCCACGGUCAUAGCAAAAACUAUGAAGGUCCAGCUGGCAGAGGAGCCCACCAUGACCGAGCCUCAAGUCAACCUGGUUUAUGGGUGGCUCCAGCCCUGGUGAGCCCUGGCUUAUGGGUGGCUCCAGCCCUCGUAGGCCCUGGCUUAUGGGUGGCUCCAGCCCUCGUAGGCCCUGGCUUAUGGGUAGUUCCAACCCUGGGUAGCAGUUUUGAGUGCCAGACUGGGAAGUUGGCCCCGCUGGGCAGGGCCACGACAGUUGAGCUCUUCAUACCACGGGCACAGCUUAGAGCUGGUCAGGUCUUGGACAGGACAGAACAGGAAGAAUUGAAAAGCCACCUCUUACUGCAUGAAGAGUAAUGUUGCUGGCUUUCCUCAAGAGUAGGCUUUUGCUAACAGCCAGAGGCAGGUCUUCUGGAAUCUUCCGGGUCCCUACAGCCCCACUUCUAGCCUCCUGGCCUGUGCAUUCUCUUCCAACCCCACCUGCCUGCUGGAUUCUGACUCCCGCGACAGUGGGCCCUCCUCUUCCUGUGCCAUCGCUACGCAUUCAGAGAAGAGGGGCGUAUGCUGACUUGCCUUCUCUGUGGUGUCUUGGACACUGUGAGUGUAACAAGAAUCAAGCCUUCGUUUAUGCUAAGAGUGGUUGACCACGCUACCCACAAGCACUUUCUUUGCUGGAAGACAUCGUUUCUCUGGUAUAACCAUUCCUCUUCUUGGGGGCUUCAGAGUUGGCAGAGUGUGUGUUCCUGAGUUUUGGGUGUGGUGUCCCUGCUCCAGAAUGAAGGGAAAGAGUGUCCCUGUUGACACGGGGUGGGGUGGGGGGGUCUCCCAUCUAUGCUUCCCUAUGUCUGCAGCUGAGGUGAAAACCGCAAGUGUGGGGGACAGGAGCCUGGAAGAGCUGCUGGGAAGUGACGGGCCAGAAAUAGCUGGAUGAGAUCUGGAGAUACGCAGCCUCACUCACAGGAAGGGAGGCAGCCUGCAAACAGAGCAGGUGGGCAUAGGCCCUGCCUGCCAUGGCUGUGGAGGCCCAUCUUCUCAUGCUCCCCAAGGGCUUUCUCCCUUCCUAGGGUCCUGUCUUCUUAGACUGAGGCAGAGCAAAGCCCAGCCUGCAGCGGCAGGGCGCAUAUGUGGGGUUCCUGGUCCUCAACUCUGCGCUGGCUCAAGUGUGUGGCCCUGCCGGGGCCUGGGUAGGUCAGCCAGCUAUCCCUGAAAGACUCAGGUCGCGUGUUGGUAGGAAGAAAGUGUCAAGCGAGGGAGAGCUGGAGGCUCCUGCAGAGUCUCCAAGCAUCUGAGACUGUAGACUGCCCUAUAGGCGCCCUCGGGUGGGCGUGGGACACCUGUAAAGACGGCACAUUCUCUCUGCGCUGGAGCCUGUGGUUGAUGCUAAAGGGAGCCUCUGGCACUGUCUGCAGAGGAGCUCUGUUGCCCUUCUAAUGAUGCCAGGCAGUGUGGCCAUCCUUCGCUGCCUUUCUGACACCCUACUCUGGCUAGACCCCAGAGCGGGGCCAGACCCACCUCAGCACCCCACUGCAGCCUUCAGGGCUGGAGAGCAGCUCACUUCACCCUCUUCCGGUGGUCAUGUCUGGUUCCGGGGACUUGGGAUUUGGGUAUAGCAUUGCUGGGGGAUGCUGACUCCAGUAGAGCAGAGGGCAGGGGAGAGUCUUUGCAUUUCUCCCAUGGUGCAGAAUUCCAUCAGAGAUUGCAUUUAUAGGGAAGUUUCAGACUGUUGGAGGGUGGGGCACUGAGGACAGAUUUCAUCUGAGCCAGAACCUGGCUAGGGCAGGCAACUCUCCGUAGCUCCCGCCUCCUGUCUGCUCUCUUGUUUGCCUAACCUUGGUACAAAUAGUUUCUUCCUGAUGGGCUUCAUUUUCACUAGAACUUUCUUACCUGUCUGUCUGUCUUAACCAGAUUUGAAGCAGUCAGAUUAGACAGGAGCACUCAGCAAGUGAGUACAUUGUGGCCCUGGUUCUGCGGGCUGUGAUGCUGUCCCCGGUCUUCUAGGCAGAAACCCUCGAGCAUGGCCUGGGUUUCCUCAGAGUGGCUUCUAGGCCUCCAGAACUGCUGUCUUUCUGGGCUGUCCAGGUAAUGGACAGAGGGUGGUUCUCAAAGAUGCUCACGUGAUAGCCCCAGGACCAGUGUGUUUGUUCUGUCAGUCAAGAAACUUCACAAGGGGUCUUAGGGUAGCUGCUGAAGGAUGAGAAGGAUCCUAGACUACACCAAUGGGGUUGGUGUGGACACAUGGGCUCUCAGAAGUCGACAGAAGGAUGGACAGGCUGAGAGAGGCAUGGAGCACACACUGAGGAGACCCAUGAGGACAGCACAGCUCCAGCCAAGCAAGAAGCCAGGAUGUCACUCCCACAACCACAGGGAACUGAAACUGGCCCUGAGUAAGCAGCAGGCAGAGCAUCAGAGCCAUCAGGGAGGAGCCCGGUGACACCCGGAUCUGACCUCUAAGACUCUGAGCAGAGCCAGCUGAGGGCAGUAGCACCGCACUCACACGGAGUGUGCAAAACGGAGGUUACAUGGGUGCUUGGGCAAAGCUACCCACAGCGUGAUUAGAGCAAGAGAAAGCAACCGUAGAGGGUGACAUUGCCUUCUCUGGGCACAGAACCGUUCUGAAGUAGACCACACAGGAGCCUUGGCUGGGUCUCUUCUUCAGGGGCGACAUCUCCAUCAUCAGCAGUUCCAACCCCACCUACUUCUUGUGAGGUCAGGAUCCACACCUGCAGCCAUAACGUUCCUCGGGGUUUGGUGAUAAAUGACUUUCUUUUUAUUUGUGAUAAAAAUGUAUUAUAUUGCCUUAUUUAUUUUUAAUCUUGUACAAUAUUCAUGUACAAAUGUUAGAGCCAUUUGGGUAGGAUUCUCUCCAAAUUAUUUAUUUUAAGAUGCUCUGUAAAUAGUGCACCAGUUACAGGUGCUUCCUGUUCACUUGUACCAAAAAUGAGGAAAAGCCUGGCACCCGUGUCAGCCCCUGCUUGUGAUGCUUUGGCCCUUGGGAAAUGACCCCUUUGUGUUCCCUUCUCAGCCCCAGCAUGCCUCCCGUGCCUGACAUCGUAGAAUAGAACACAGCCCCAGAAUGCUUCCAAAUGCUUCCACGGGCUGUGCCAACCUGGGACGGUCUAUACCUUCAGGUGUGUGUCCCCAUACAUCCAGCAACCCAGUUGUUUCUCAGACUCCAAAGCCACCAGGGCUUCCGGACCCCCUUCUGUCAUAGAAGCAAUAACCAUAACUCUAUACUGCAGAGACAAGUUUGGCCCAAGCAGAUUGAUACUUCGGAAUCUACCUGUGCAUGUGAGUUUGCUAUAAAGGACUGGCAUUCCAGAUCCCCACCCCUCCCAGAAGGCUCAGCUCUAGCUUCUUGAUUCCUAGAGCCAGGAUUGGUACCCCAGAUAUCUGAGCAGACUGAGCCAACCGACAGUCCUGGGCCCCACACUACUACUCACUAAGGGGUAAAGCUUAGGGCAGCCACAUUAUCCUGGAUCUGUACCCCUCGAAUCAUGAUGCUUUGUGUGACUGAGCGUAAUGGUUUCUUUCAGCUGUGUGAGCAUCAAAUAGAAAUGGUUUCUUUCAGCUGUGUGAGCAUCAAAUAGAAAUGGUUUGUUUCAGCGGUGUGAGCAUCAAAAGGUGACAUUUCCAGGCACUUGCGGAAUGCCAUUUAAAGAAAACGGUGCCAUAUUCAAGGCUGCACUUCUCACCCUUAUCAGUGCCAUCCUGGUGGGAGAAGAGCUCUGUGUUGGAGCGGGCCAUCCCUGAGCGUAUAAGAGGAAAGGGCUAGGAGGGGAGCCCUGACUAGCAUCGAGGAUUCAGGCUGUGGGCUCAGCUGGCAGAUGUGAUUAGCCUCCAGAGACUUCACAUUUUAUUCAUGUGCAGUCUGAAGGACACUUGUACCAUAACAAGCACUGACAGCAACCCGCAGAGGCUGUGUGAACGGCUAGCUUCAGUGGACUGGGUACGAGGCGAGCAGUUUGGAUUGCGGAAUUAGGGAAGGCUUCAUUUCAGUCGCCCAGCCAUCACCAUUUUCAACAAGGUAAGUUCUAGGGCUCCCCACGUCACAGGCAUCUUAUUCCCAGCCCGUACAGAGCUUCAGUCAGUGGGCGUUGGGGGUGGGGGUUACAGAGCAAGUGUGUGUCUUUCACAGCAAGCAAGCAGUAGCAGGGAAAGAACGUUUCUACAUGUCCUGCUCUCGCAUCAGCACCACGAGAGGCUGCAGAAGCGAUGCUGAUGUAUUACUCUCUGAAAUGGCUAUACAUAGGUGACCCCCAGAAACGGACUUGCUCAUGCUUUUCAGUGGCUCCACUUUUAGUGUGCUCUCCCAUGCACACAUUUAUGUGCGUGUGCACACACAGGCACAUAUAAACAUAGAAAAAAAAAA